AUGGCGGUGUUACUCUGCCUAUUAGUGUCUGUGAUAGCUGUUAACCGUAUUCGAGGUUUGGCGUUGAACCUCAGUGGACCUGGUAAUGCUGUACUGAAUGAAGCCUACACCUUCCAGUGCUAUGUGUCACCAGCAGAUGAGAUCCAGGGUCCUGUUGGUUUCACUACAAAAGGAUCUUCUGUUUGUACAGUUCUGUCAAACUGUCGUCUAGUCGGUGCUGUUCUUGGUUACUCCUGUGGAUGUGCUGGUGACAGUGGAACAACCAGAAUCUACAACAUGACAAUAAGCAGUGUCACGCUGAGAGAUGAAGCCGACUGGACAUGUAUACACACAGAUGAUAUUAGCAACAGUUUGCAUUUAACAGUUCUAUAUGCCCCUGAUGUGACCGUUACUGGCCAGGCUACCGUUGAAGGAAACACAAUGACCGUCAUCUGUGAAGCUGUGGGGAAGCCUGCCUCCUAUACAUUCCAUGGUUUCAGUCACAGCUGGAGGAAUCAGUUCAUCAGAACGGUGAAUGGUACUAAAGUGGAACCAGACACAUACGUGUGGACAGUACAGUCUGCUAGUUAUGAAGAUUCUGGUGACUACCAGUGUUCCGUGGACAAUCAGAUUCCAGACAGAAACAACACUGUGAUUCAAAUUAAUACAACCUCAGUUCUUGUGAAGGGGAAACCAAUCAUCACACUGGAGAGCGAGAGUGGCGAUAUUAUUUACGAAGAAAUUGGUCAACAGGUUACGAUGUAUAAAACAGUGUUUUCACAAGGAAACAUAAGCAAAUACCAGUGGACGAAGGAUAAUGAAAUUCUUAGUGGUAAAUUAACAGACACAGACAUCAGAGAAACAAAGAUCACAUUGAGUUUGUUUGAGAAGAUCAAUGUCACUGACACUGGCUACAAUAUCACACUGACGAUCAAGACGUUCCAGGAGACUGAUGAAGGCCGAUACAGACUUGAAGUGUGCAACACGUUCAAGUGUGCAACAUUCAUCACUGAUCUCAUUGCUGCAGGUCCACCUUCCGUGCCAAGUUCAUUCUCAGCAUAUGACUCAACAUCUGACGCUGUGUUUCUAACAUGGAUAGCGGGCUUCCCUGGUGGACAGUACACACAAAGGUUUCUGGUGGAGUUCAAAGAAGCAGGACGAGGAACCGAGUGGACACAACAGUGGUACAACGAUCACGCUGCCAGGAAUCAGAAAAUCUACAUGAAUAUCACUGGACUUCAUCCAGGACGGGUUUAUGUUUUUCGUCUUUUGGCAGAAAAUACAAGAAAGCACAGAAACCGCAGUCCAUUUACAUCAGAACUAACCAUGAAAACUAAAGAAAGAUGUUUUCCACCAGCCUCACCGGACAAGCUGAGUGGGGAAGUUGGAAUUGCAGUAGGCAUUGUGAUUGGGAUUGCUAUUUCAGCCUUAGCAGUGACAGUCUUUGUUAUUUUGUGGAGGCGUGGAUACAUAUGUACAUCUUCAAACGCGGAUAAACAGAAAGCUGACAUGAUUGUAUAUGAAGAUAUGUCUCUGGAUGGUAGAGGACGUGAAGCCAGUAAUGAAGUCUCUACCUCGCACCAAGAAACAAACACAUACGAGGGACUAGGACCCCGAGAAGCUACGCCAUAUGCCGAAUUGGAAAUCCAUGAACAUUUUAAGAACUGAAAUAUAAACAUGUACAUUUGAAAGUAUGUUAAAAAUCUAUGAGUUUGAUUAUAUUAAUGUCCGUUUAUAUUCCCUAAUUUGUCUUUAUCUUGUUUUGAAAAUCUAGAGUUUGUUACAUGUUUUAUUGUACAUCUGUAGUAUUGUUUUUAACGAUGAUGUCUCCAUAUUCAUCUGCAUGC
Messenger RNA from Gigantopelta aegis, 1826 nucleotides. Its product is annotated as contactin-2-like. Gene Ontology annotation, cellular component: cell-cell junction. Gene Ontology annotation, biological process: cell-cell adhesion. Lineage: Eukaryota; Metazoa; Mollusca; Gastropoda; Neomphalida; Peltospiridae. The transcript is spliced from 9 exons. Gene Ontology annotation, molecular function: cell adhesion molecule binding. The record is from RefSeq and is a predicted model, not a curated record. The coding region runs from base 1 to 1647 and encodes 548 amino acids.